AUGACUGGUUCGGGUAUGGGUCAAAGUGACUUGCCCGUCAAUCAAGAAAAGAAGUUGGCCAUUCACCAAAGAAAAGAUUCAUAUCAAGAGGAAGUGCAUCUUAAAGGAGAAAACGUAGAGACUGUCGGCACAACUUUAGAAGAGAAGUCAAGCAUAGAACGACAGAACGAUGUCUUUCUUCGUCGGCCAUCGCUCGACCGGGAACCAAACCAGUACCUCCAUUCGCUCCAACAAGAGACACUCCAGCCAAUACUGUCUCCAAUCUAUCCUUGGAUAUCAGCGCCGCAGAACCUACCAGGACCAUACGACGCGCCCUACUACCCAGUGCCAUUACCGACUAUCAAGACCGAAGAGUCACUUCACGACAGAACUCAGUCGACUAUUAUCAAGGCCGAGCCACCCUCGGAAGACGUACCCGAAGAACUAUCAACUAUCUCAUACACCCGCCGCGUCUCGCCAAACAGUAUUCCAGACCAAGAGUCACUCCUCGAGGGUACAGUCACGGUCUCAACCAAAGGCUGGCGACGCACUCAAUGGACCGUCACCGCAGGUUGA
Molecule: messenger RNA, 555 nt
Organism: Alternaria metachromatica
Lineage: Eukaryota; Fungi; Ascomycota; Dothideomycetes; Pleosporales; Pleosporaceae
Exons: 1
Coding region: 1-555 (184 amino acids)
Source: RefSeq, a predicted model, not a curated record